AUGGUCAAGGUCGCAGUCGCAGGAGGCGCCGUCGGCGGCAUCGGCCUCUACAUCGUCGAGGCCAUCGUCGAGGCCGGCAACCACGAUGUCGUCGUCCUCUGCCGCCGCGCGAGCCACCACCCCGUCCUCGACAAACUCGGCGUGCCCAUCGUCGCCACGCGCUAG
Phanerochaete carnosa HHB-10118-sp is the source of this 165-nucleotide messenger RNA. RefSeq lists its product as uncharacterized. Bases 1 to 165 code for a protein of 54 amino acids. The record is from RefSeq and is a predicted model, not a curated record. NCBI's taxonomy places the organism in Eukaryota, Fungi, Basidiomycota, Agaricomycetes, Polyporales, Phanerochaetaceae. The transcript is spliced from 2 exons.